GAAGUUAGUGAAUUUUGUGAAGAACAUGUAAUUGAUGUACCUAACAUGGAAGAUUAUCUUCGUGGGCGAUCAAGAAAGAAGAUGAAAGGUGGUGAACCCAUGACAAAUUAUGUGCAUUUUCGUGUAGAGAUCUUUGCAAAGGUGAUUGAUACUCUUGCUGUGGAAAUGGAUAGACACUUUACAGAGACAAACACAAAUUUACUAAGAUGUGUGAUGUGUCUUGAUCCUUCUAAUUGCUUUGCGAGUUUUGAUCAAGAUCGGCUAUUGGAACUUGCUGUAUUAUACUCAGAAGAUUUUAGUUCUACUGAUCGAGUUGAGCUUAUUCAUGAACUUCAAAAUUACAUUUCGGAUAUGAAAUCGAAUAAAGUUUUUGCUAACAUCUCCAAUCUUGGAAGUCUUGCAAAGAAGAUGGUGGGGAUGAAUUAUCACACAUAUUUUCCUUUGGUAUAUCGGCUUAUAGAAUUGGCAUUGAUAUUACCUGUUGGGACAGCUUCAGUGGAAAGGAGUUUUUCUGCGAUGAAUAUUGUCAAGACUGAUUUACGCAACCGUUUGGGAGAUGAGCU
Molecule: messenger RNA, 563 nt
Organism: Cuscuta campestris
Lineage: Eukaryota; Viridiplantae; Streptophyta; Magnoliopsida; Solanales; Convolvulaceae
Source: the annotation of a GenBank genome assembly